AGACCUUAUGUAAUUACCGGUUUAUGUUGUUGAAAUCUCCUUUCAAUUUCUCUCCUACUUCCGUAGUUCGAAGGUAAAAUGCCAUACGAUGUCAAGGUUGAUUGUGAUGAAAGUGAUGUUUGCAUAAGAUUUAAUGAAGAGCAAUUAAUCUGUACUAUUUGCUCUUCCACUUGGUUGAAUAAGAAACCGCGUUGCUUGCCUUGUGAAGUCAGCCAUAUUUUCUGUUCAGAUUGUUUAGAGCAAUUUGCAUCAAAAAAUAGACUUAAAACAGGAGAAAAAUUCGGUUGUCCAAAUUGUCGAAAACAAUAUAUUUGGCCAAAAAACGGAGUUAAAUCUUUUGUAUUACUUAUGCCUUUUGUUAGCACUUCCGACUAUCGAUCGAAUGUGGAAAUGGAAAUGGGCGAAAAUGAUACGCAACCUUUUUCCGUUCUUAGCGAAGACGAGAAGUUCAGAGAAGAGGAAUCGAAGGACUUUGAAUCAGAAAUCAUGAACGCCCUCGAAUCUUUAAGCGAAGAGCGUCUAAGUGAAUCAAAAACCCUACAGAGGGAAGCUCGCAGUCUAGCUGCAAUGAUUUAUAAGAAACAGUCGGCUUUGCAAGAUGAAUUGGAUGUAUAUUUUGCGGAAAAAGAGUCAAACUUAAGGUUUUUAUUAAAGAAUGUUAAAACAUAUCAAUUAUUCCUGAAUCGAGCGGGAGUAAUGUUUGAACAUAAUGCAGUCGAGAUGAGAAACAAACUGCUAAAGGAAAUGAAUAAAGUUUUUCAAACAACGAUAAGAUUCAAGAGUCUUGUGUCAAUUGAGGAUUUUGAAUUAGGUGAAUCAGCUUGCGAAGAAUUCGAGCCAACGUAUUUUCAAACGGAACUUGAUAUUGAAGGAACUAUACAUAGUAUAUCCUGCCUCGAUAAGCGGCUUUACGUUCUUACUAAAGAUAGAAGAGAUAAGAGAAAAAUUGAGUUUAAAAUUUUUAGAAUUGAAAAUGAAGCGGAAGACUUUUUGUUCCACUUAGAGACUAAUAUUGACUCACAUUUCAAGAUGGUUAUCAAAGAUAACGUUUACUUGUUGGAAACUGGUGGAGAUAACAAUACUUUUCUCAAACUUGAAGUUAAUCCUAGUAGAGGACUUUAUCAUCAAUCUCGGUAUCAAUUGACAGAGGUCGACUAUUUCGCAAAACAAUUUAAUCAUAAUCCAUGGACACACGUUUGCUCUUCAUACAAGAUUUUAAUGCUAUUUAACGAUUAUGUACUGGAAGUAUAUAGCUUUGAUCCUAAGAUGUCUAAAUACGAGAGACUAAAGGUGCUUGAACUUCCCUCAUCUACUGGUUUAAGAGAUGUUAGAAGUACUGGAAAUUAUAUUUUUAUGCUAUUUAAUAAUGGUUGCCUCUAUACGGCUGAUAUAAAAGACUACGAUGAGUUUUCUAAAAUUAAAAUUUCGGAGAGAGCUAGUUGUAUUUCAUUUUACGGAAAUAUUAUUGAUCCCUUAAAGAAUGGUUGUGUUCUACUCUCCAACGGUAAACGUGUUUAUAUUGUCAAUCUAGCAACGAAAUGUGCAAUAUCGUAUCCUCUUCUAAGCAUUGUUAAAGAUUGCAGGAUGAUAGACUACGAAUUAAUUGAUAAUGACAUAAUAUUUUAUUUUGUCAUCGGUGCUGAUAUAAUAAUCAAAAAACGUUAUAUUUUAUAAGAAACACUAAAGAGUAUUAAAGUUUUUGACAGUGAAAAAAGAAACGACGAUUUUUUUUCAUU
Dimorphilus gyrociliatus is the source of this 1736-nucleotide messenger RNA. Lineage: Eukaryota; Metazoa; Annelida; Polychaeta; Dinophilidae. The record is from the annotation of a GenBank genome assembly.